Solanum stenotomum is the source of this 960-nucleotide messenger RNA. RefSeq lists its product as uncharacterized. NCBI's taxonomy places the organism in Eukaryota, Viridiplantae, Streptophyta, Magnoliopsida, Solanales, Solanaceae. The coding region runs from base 104 to 601 and encodes 165 amino acids. The record is from RefSeq and is a predicted model, not a curated record. The transcript has 4 exons.
AGAUAAGGGAGUAAUAUAGACCUUUUGUCUAGGAAAGUGCAACCAAUGGUGAGAAAUAUCUCCAAUACUAACACAAGUUGUGAAAUGCCAUUUUAACCAUAAGAUGGGGCUCAGAUUACAUAUGCUCUCUGUACACAUUUCUUCUUCUAUUACAACAACUGGAACAUUGAAAUCUAGAGAUUGCAAUGCCUUGUGUACAAGCAUUUAUCCUUGUGGUUCUACCAAGUCAAAAGAACCUGCUAGAAGAGUGCUCAAGGUAUCUUCCGCGGUUUUAGAAACAGCAGCAUCUAUUGCAGUUGCUGCUACUGUUGUAGGGGCUGCAGCAACUAUUCUUGCAAGGAGAAAUAAAGCUUCUGAAACAAUCGAGGCCCCGCUGAGAAUCUGUGAGGAUUGCGGUGGCUCUGGAGUUUGCGCAGAAUGCAGAGGGGAAGGAUUUGUCCUAAAAAAGAUGUCGGAUGAAAAUGCUGAAAGAGCAAGACUGAUGGCAAAAAAUGCAGCUACCAGAUAUACAGCAGGGCUUCCGAAAAAGUGGGGCUACUGUAUGAAAUGCAAUGCUGCCCGAUCCUGUAGUUCAUGUGGCGGCGUUGGCAAGUUGAACUAAUAGUUUUUCAUCGGACAGACAUUGCCACAAUACAAAUUCAAUUGUGUCUCAGUAUCGUCUUCAUCAGAAACAGAUUGUGGCAAUGCACUUGGAAGAGAAAUGAAGAAUAUAUAGAGUAAUAUUCCUGUUACUUUAUAGGCUUAAUACAUAUUCAAAUACUUUAUCAAACAUUCAGGCCUCGGUUUGUACUUAAUGAAAGUCUGAAUUUGAAUGAUUCAGACAUUAGAUUAUUAAGUACAUUUGUUUUCAUUAAGAUUUUAAGCACUUAGGGAUCGUUUGGUAGGGUGUAUUUGGAGAUAUAGGCCAUGGAUUAUGCAUGGUACUAUUUAGUACUAUAUUUGGUGGAAAUUUUGGAUCUA